AAUCGAAAAUAUCCAGACGAAGGUAGAAGCCUCCAGAAGCAGAGGCUCCCGCCCCUGUUUUGUUGGCUAACAGAAGGUCCUGGAACGCUUCCCCUCCACUAUAUAUACCCAUCGUCUUCUCCACGCGAAGAACAACCCAGCAUCAAUUCGUAAUCCAAGUACCAGUGCGAUCGCAUUCUCCAAUCACAAAUCCCUCUCUCUCUCUCUCUCUCUACAUAUAUCUUUGCACUUGUUUCUCUCUCCGAAGCAUUCAUCUGUCUAAGAUUCCUCGAUGGCGGACGUUCAGAUGGCAGACGCUGAGACCUUCGCCUUCCAGGCCGAAAUCAACCAGCUUCUGAGCCUAAUCAUCAACACCUUCUACAGCAACAAGGAGAUAUUCCUCCGUGAACUCAUUAGCAAUGCCUCUGACGCGCUGGAUAAGAUCCGAUUCGAGAGCUUGACGGACAAGAGCAAACUCGAUGGCCAGCCGGAGCUAUUCAUCAGGAUCGUCCCUGACAAAACCAACAAGACUCUCUCUAUAAUUGACAGCGGUAUUGGGAUGACCAAAGCAGAUUUGGUUAACAAUCUGGGGACAAUUGCGAGGUCUGGGACCAAAGAAUUUAUGGAGGCAUUGCAGGCCGGGGCUGACGUGAGCAUGAUUGGGCAAUUUGGUGUUGGGUUUUACUCGGCGUAUCUUGUUGCGGAGAAGGUGAUUGUGACGUCAAAGCACAACGAUGAUGAGCAAUACAUUUGGGAAUCACAAGCUGGUGGCUCAUUCACCAUCACAAGGGAUGUCAAUGGUGAGCAGCUUGGCAGAGGAACCAAAAUCACCCUCUUCCUCAAGGAAGAUCAGUUGGAGUACUUGGAAGAGAGGAGGAUCAAAGACCUUGUAAAGAAGCACUCCGAAUUCAUCAGCUACCCCAUCUACCUCUGGACUGAAAAAACAACAGAGAAGGAAAUUAGCGAUGAUGAAGACGAUGAGCCAAAGAAGGAAGAAGCAGAGGGUGAAAUUGAAGAGGUUGAUGAGGAGAAAGAGAAGGACAAGCCGAAGAAGAAGAAGGUCAAAGAGGUUACCCAUGAGUGGCAACUUAUCAACAAGCAGAAACCCAUCUGGCUUCGCAAGCCAGAGGAAAUUACCAAGGAGGAAUACGCCGCCUUCUACAAGAGCUUGACAAAUGACUGGGAAGAGCACCUUGCUGUCAAACACUUCUCUGUCGAAGGGCAGCUCGAAUUCAAAGCCAUUCUCUUCAUCCCGAAGAGAGCUCCUUUCGAUUUAUUUGACACCCGAAAGAAGAUGAACAACAUCAAGCUCUAUGUUCGGAGAGUCUUCAUUAUGGACAAUUGUGAAGAGCUAAUUUCGGAGUACCUUGGAUUUGUCAAGGGUGUAGUAGACUCUGAUGACUUGCCACUCAACAUCUCUCGUGAGAUGCUGCAGCAAAACAAGAUUCUCAAGGUGAUUAGAAAGAACCUGGUGAAGAAAUGUAUCGAGAUGUUCAACGAGAUUGCAGAGAACAAAGAGGAUUACAACAAGUUCUACGAAGCUUUUUCAAAGAAUUUGAAGUUGGGUAUCCAUGAGGAUAGCCAAAACAGGGCGAAAUUGGCUGAUUUGCUCCGGUAUCACUCAACCAAGAGCGGUGAUGAAUUGACUAGCUUGAAGGAUUAUGUCACAAGGAUGAAGGAGGGUCAGAAAGAUAUCUAUUACAUCACCGGUGAAAGCAAGAAAGCUGUAGAGAACUCCCCAUUCUUGGAGAGACUCAAGAAGAAAGGGUAUGAAGUACUUUUCAUGGUUGAUGCCAUAGAUGAGUAUGCUGUUGGGCAAUUGAAGGAGUAUGAUGGGAAGAAGCUUGUUUCUGUAACAAAGGAGGGUUUGAAACUUGAUGAUGAGACGGAGGAAGAGAAAAAGAAAAAGGAGGAGAAGAAGAAAUCGUUUGAGAAUCUCUGCAAGACAAUGAAGGACAUUCUUGGAGACAGGGUGGAGAAAGUGGUGGUUUCUGAUAGGAUUGUGGAUUCCCCUUGCUGUUUGGUGACUGGGGAGUAUGGUUGGACUGCGAAUAUGGAGAGGAUCAUGAAGGCUCAGGCGCUGAGGGACAGUAGCAUGGGGUCCUACAUGUCGAGCAAGAAAACAAUGGAGAUCAACCCAGAUAAUGGAAUCAUGGAGGAGCUGAGGAAGAGAGCUGAGAUCGACAAGAACGACAAGUCGGUGAAAGAUCUUGUGCUGCUGCUGUUUGAGACGGCUCUGCUCACUUCUGGGUUCAGCCUUGAUGAUCCCAAUACAUUUGCAGCGAGGAUUCACAGGAUGCUGAAAUUGGGUCUGAGCAUUGAUGAGGAUGAGGGAGCCGAGGAUGAUGCCGACAUGCCUGCUUUGGAGGAGGAGGGAAAUGAGGAGAGCAAAAUGGAGGAAGUGGACUGAGGCUAGUUGAGGGUAAGAGAAGUUGGGUUUUUUCUUUUCUGGUACAAAGGGUAUGAGUUGUUGAUAACUAGCAGUUGUAAUUGUCUCGAGUCUCUUGACAAAAGUUUUGUGUGUCUGGGAGGAGAAUUCCUCCCUCUGAUGGUCCAGUCUUGUGUUCCUUUUUGGGUUUGAGUCCUGUGUGGAUGUAAGUCACUGGAUUGUCCACUUGGGAUCAUAAUGAAAUAGUAUGUAUUGAGUCUU
This is a messenger RNA of Rhododendron vialii, 2629 nucleotides long. RefSeq names its product heat shock protein 83. Gene Ontology annotation, molecular function: ATP binding; ATP-dependent protein folding chaperone; ATP hydrolysis activity. The transcript has 4 exons. Lineage: Eukaryota; Viridiplantae; Streptophyta; Magnoliopsida; Ericales; Ericaceae. The record is from RefSeq and is a predicted model, not a curated record. Gene Ontology annotation, biological process: protein folding; protein stabilization; cellular response to heat. Bases 272 to 2389 code for a protein of 705 amino acids. Gene Ontology annotation, cellular component: protein-containing complex; plasma membrane; perinuclear region of cytoplasm.